Maylandia zebra (zebra mbuna) is the source of this 3240-nucleotide messenger RNA. Lineage: Eukaryota; Metazoa; Chordata; Actinopteri; Cichliformes; Cichlidae. The record is from RefSeq and is a predicted model, not a curated record.
UCCUAAAAGGACAACAAAAUAUUAUCAGUUAUCGCGCAUAGAAAACUGUUUGUUUGCCACACAUUGAGGAUUAUUUUCAUACACUACCUUUCCGGAGAAACAGAAAUGGAACAUGUGCAUCUGGCUGUGGAGGAGGACGACCUUUAUUCGGGUUACAAUGAUUAUAAUCCGACAUUUGACUCGGAGGAGCUGGAGAAUGAUGUGGGCUUCCAGCAAGCAGUGAGGACAAGUCAUGGAAGAAGACCCCCGAUGACUGCCAAGUUUCCUGGCACUCCCAUUGGACCUCGAUCUUUAGCUUCUUCUUUUGGCGCUCGGCUUCAUAUGGCCUCUUCAAUGGGACGACCCAUGACUGGAGCUGUACAGGAUGGGUCAGCCCGUCCAAUGACUGCCGUCAAAGCAGCAGGUUACACCUCCUCCCUGAGUCGUGGCUCAGCCUUUGACCCUCUGGGCCAGUCCAGGGGUCCUGCACCUGCACUCGAAGCAAAGAAUGAGGAUACGCCUGAGGAGAAGAUCAAAAUCUUGGAGAAGAAAGUGAAUGACCUGAUAGAGGAGAGCUGCAUGGCACAGAGCAUGGGAGCCUUACAAGUGGCCCUUGAAAAAGCCAAAGAGGCAGGGCGGAAGGAGAGAGCCCUGGUCAGACAGAGGGAACAGUCUGGCAGUGCAGACCAUAUAAAUCUAGACCUCACGUACUCUGUUUUGCUCAACCUUGCCAACCAAUACACAAACAAUGAAAUGUACCCAGAGGCCCUGAACAGCUACCAGAUCAUUGUGAAGAAUAAAAUGUUCAGUAACGCAGGCCGCCUGAAAGUCAACAUGGCCAACAUCUACUUUAAACAGAAGAACUAUCCUAAAGCCAUCAAGUUCUACCGAAUGGCGCUGGAUCAGAUAACAAAUGCCCACAAAGAAAUGAGGAUCAAGAUCAUGCAGAAUAUCGGUGUAGUGUUUAUCUGCAUGGGCCAGUACACAGAUGCCAUUACGUCUUUCGAGCACAUCAUGAGCGAGAGUCCAAAUAUCAAGACAGGCUUCAACCUUAUCCUGUGCUACUAUGCUAUCGGUGACAGAGAGAGGAUGAAGAAGGCCUUUCAGAAGCUCAUCUCUGUUCCUCUGGGCAUUGAUGAUGAAGACAAAUACAUCCCUUCCAAUGAAGACACCAGCUCCAAUAUGGUCAUUGAAGCCAUUAAAAAUGACAAACUUCACCAGAUGGAGAGAGAUCUAAAAACCCUGGCUGAGAAAUACAUCAUGACAGCAGCCAAGCUCAUUGCCCCAGCGAUUGAGACUUUGUUUGCUACUGGAUUUGACUGGUGUGUCGACAUGGUGAAGAGUUCUCAGUAUGUCGAGCUUGCCAAUGAUUUAGAGAUCAACAAAGCCAUCACCUACCUCAGACAGAAGGACUUCAAACAGGUUGAGGCAGUGGAAACAUUGAAGGCAUUUGAGAAGAAGGACAGCAGAGUGAAGAGCGCUGCAGCCACUAACCUCUCUUUCCUCUAUUUUCUGGAGAAAGACUACGACCAGGCUGAUCGAUAUGCCGACCUUGCUAUGAAUGCUGAUCGUUACAACCCAGCAGCACUUAUCAACAAGGGCAACACGGUGUUUGUCAAACAGGACUAUGAAAAGGCUGCAGAGUUCUACAAAGAAGCACUGAGGAAUGAUUCCUCGUGCACCGAAGGCCUUUACAACCUGGGUCUGACUUAUCAAAGACUGAAUCGCCUAGAGGAGGCUCUGGACUGCUUCCUGAAGCUCCAUGCCAUUCUGAGGAACAGUUCCCAAGUCAUGUACCAGCUGGCCAGCCUCUAUGAGCUUCUAGAAAAUCCCGAACAAGCAAUCGAGUGGCUAAUGCAGGUCAUCAGUGUAACUCCCACAGACGCCCAGGCACUGGCUAAGCUGGGAGAACUGCAUGAUGGCGAGGGGGACAAAUCCCAGGCUUUCCAGUACUAUUAUGAGUCCUUUAGGUACUUUCCCUCCAACAUCCAUGUGAUUGAGUGGCUCGGAGCUUACUACAUUGAGACACAGUUCUGUGAGAAAGCCAUUCAGUACUUUGAAAGAGCCACGCUAAUACAACCAACUCAGGUGAAGUGGCAGCUAAUGGUGGCAAGCUGCUACAGACGAAGUGGAAACUCCCAGAAAGCACUGGAAACUUAUAAAGAAAUCCACCGAAAGUUUCCAGAAAAUGUGGAAUGCUUGCGUUUCCUGGUGCGGCUGUGCACAGAUAUGCAAUUGAAGGAAGCCCAAGACUACGCCACCAAACUGAAGAAGGUAGAGAAGAUGAAGGAAAUCAGAGAGCAGAGGAUAAAAUCGGGACGGGAAGGCAGCGCGAGAAGUCGAAGAGAAGGCAGAGAGAGCAGUGCAGGCAGCGCUGCAGGCAUCUCCACACCUGUCCUCAUCUCUCCUAAGAAGUCCAGCGUUAUGGAUGAGGUCAAAGCAGUAUCUCAGUCUGAGUCUAAACACUUCAGUCCACUACUGGACUCGGGGAGAGACAGUGGUCGCAGCAGCAGCAGCACCAAAGGAGAGCGUCUGAGCGCCAAAAUGAGGUCACUUCCUGGUUCAAAUGAACCUUAUGAAGCCAGCAGUCCAAAAGAACUGGAUGCGUCUUACGUGGACCCACUGGGGCCUCAGAUGGACAGACCAAAGACGGGAGUCAAGAAGCGUGUGGAGGAUGACGACUUUGCAGAUGAAGAGCUAGGAGACGACCUGCUGCCAGAGUAGCUGCAUUAGCACAAGGCUAUCUCUGUUUGUAAGUCAAGCUUCACCACAGGACGUUUUAAACUCACGUUCAGCAGAUGUUUAUUUACAUCUGUUGGUAAUCCAUGAUGGUCCAGAUGCUCUUUCACACUGAACAUCUUUACCUGACAUCUCAGUCCUUCGUCAAAUGAAAAUGUAUCCAUUUCUAAAUGUCCGUGUGGGAAAUGAAUGCCUCUGUACGUGAUAGGAAUGCUGGUUACAUGACAGUGUGAGACACCUCAGACAGCUUUGUUCUGGCUCUUAAGUCCAGCACACGGGGUUUCAAAGAAAAGGACAUACUAUUCCAUACCAUACUAUUACCCUGUAGCUUUGAGCUCAUUGCUAAAAAUUGGAAAACAUUUCACCGUUCUGAUGCUUUUAAAGGCAAAGGUUUGUGAUUCAUCUGUUCCAGAUUCUGUUUCAUGUUCUGCAUUUUGUAAUUAUUCUAUUGUAUUUAUUAUUUUUUUAUUUCUUCAUCUUUAUGUCUUUUAUUGUAUCAUUAAAAGAGAAACUAUUUCAUUA